GCAGUGUUUCGAGAUUGCUGGGUGUCGUUAGUCUAGAAACUGGCACGGUACAUUUAUCUUCGUCUACAUGUCCUUUUGAGAGACAUUAACAGUGUUUAAUAGUUGAGUGUUUUACACUCAUAGCGACUGGUGAUCCAACUGGGGUAUCUUCUGUAGAAAUAUUGAUGGGCCACAAGGCGUAUUUGCAUGAUUUUACAGUGAAGUAUCUCUAAAGCAAAGCUACAUAACAGCGAUAUUCAUCGUUAGCUUCGUGCUCCACCAUUUUGACACCAAGUUUGUAACGAUGCAGCCAAACCAAGUGACAGCAAUGGCGCUGAUCUCUGGCAUCAUCUUUCUUACAUUCAUCUCAAUGGGCGGUGAAGCUUCCCUCUCUAGCCGACUUGGUUAUAAAAGAUCUUCGUUCCAAGAGGAGUCGUUAACAGAGGUUGAGCUUAAUGAAUGUGAAGAUAAAGGACAAUACAGAGCGGCGAACGGGCUUUGCUGCCACCUCUGUCCUCCAGGAAGCAAGUGGCUUUAUGACUGCUUUUACAAUGGCGACCAAUCUUUAUGCACACCUUGCAUGCCAGGGAAGGACUACAUGGACGAUGCACACCGUGAUCCUCAAUGCAAAAAGUGCAGCACCUGCAAUCUUCUCUAUGAAGAUGUUCAACAGGACUGUACUGUCACUAGUGACACUGUGUGUCAGUGUAAGGAUGGAUACAGUCGGGCUCAUCCUUCACAGCCUUGUGGGGUCACAUCAAACACAGAAAAAAACAUUACAAUUUCUGCUGUAAUUGGGAGCUUCAUUAUUUUGUUGGUGGCCUUAUUGAUUUAUCGGAAGAAGAAAUGCUUAUACCCCUUUGGUGAUUCUGGCAAAGGGACGGAGACUGUGGCACUUCUUAGUGUGAAAGUGCCCAAGGAUGUCCUUGAGGAGCCACGAAUGCUCAUCGAGAAGAGAAUGAAGUCCAGUAAUGCUGAGGUUUGGCGGCAGUUCCAUGAGUUGCUGCCAGAAUUGUAUAAAUCCAUCUCUGAAAACACAUUCUAUUUCUUGUACGAGAUGGAUAUAAAAUACAAGAUUAAUAUACACGUGUACUGUGGGGUUUAUGAAAUUACUGACAUCUCAGCACGUGCAAUCUUUAUACUCAAUUACGUUAUUCUUGAGGGUGAGGAGAAGUGCCAAGGGCUCCUGGAGAUGAUCCUUGCAGGACAGAAUAAGCAAACGCAGCUGCAGACCCUGCUUGACUCUGCCGUAAAAUGCUCUCCAACUCUUAAUCCAAACACUGCACAUGAAGAACUUAACAUCUCAGAUGAUGGGAAGACAGCGGAAUGGCUCAAGAGCCCUCCAGAAAAACCCGAUCACCCAGAUCGGUUCAAAUACUGGUCACAGGUGCUGUCUGCUGAGAGUUUCUCUGAAGGAUGCCACUUCUGGGUGGUGAAUGUGGGGGACGUGGACAACCUUCGUGUUGGUGUCUCUUACCAGAGUAUUCUACGUAAAGAACCAGACAGUGCAUGCCUGAUUGGAUUUAACAGCAGGUCCUGGUGUUUAUGGAAACACAAGAACAAAUACAACGCCUGGCACGACCAGCAUAGGACGGAGCUGGAAGUGGGUGAACAUCCUCGCAGAAUCGGUGUUGGCUUGGACUAUGAUAAACGGGUUCUGUUAUUUUACAAUGCUGACAACAAUAAGCAUCUACACACAUUUUAUGCUCACUUCUCUGAACCCCUGCAUGUUGCCCUAUGGGUGUGGUCUGGGGUCCUCACUAUUGAGCCUGUUAACAACGAUUAAAUUGGAUAUUGGUUUCAUAAUUUAUCCGUGGAGAAUAAUAAACAGGAUCAAAUUGCCAUGCAGCUCCUCUUAGUUAUUUUACAUGGAUAUCACAGGUAAUAUUGUUUUCUCUACCACAUGCACUGAUAACCUUUAUCUAAAGAAUUAAAGGUAAGAAAAGAUGUUACGUAAAAUAUACUUCUCCAAACGUAGUCAUUCGGUCUUCAGAUGUUUCAACAUCCAAAUAUUUUUUUUCCAAUUUUCUGAUUAUCAAAGACACCCAUGUAACCAUAAUGGACAAGCUGAGCCUUGCCAAACAGUUAAAUUUGCAUUAUAGGAAGGGGUACUAUUUGCAAUUUCCGAAUGGCACAAUGUUCUCUUGCUUUGGACUGUAAUUGGUCUGCAGCACAGUCCAUGGCUUUCCACAUAUAUGUGGAUAUCACAGAUAAUAUAAAAAUUUUCACCCAUCUGCUGGUCCACCCACCCUCUUAUAAUCAGCAAAAUUGCAGAUAAUAGAAACUGCCAAUUUGAAGGCACAAAUGACAAAUGUCUUAACUGCAUCGAUAAGACAGUUACAAAUAACAAUAGUUGUACUGUAUUUCCACAUUGUGCAAAUCAGUUGCACUGCACACCCACACAUCAGUGCCACUCUACACAACAUCGUUUCUGGGCCGAUUAACUUCCUGUGGAUCCCUUUCUCAUAUGCUGCGACAAGGCACAAUUUCCACAUUUUCCGUUGCAGAUGAACUCAGCAUAAUUUUCUACAUUGUGUCGUGUAGGCUUACACUGCAUGCAUACUUGAUUGGUGCAAAGUUAUAUUAAUGUGUCUGAGCCUUUGGUCUUGAAAGCAGCCCUGAAAAUUGCUGGCUCGUUGGUCAACUGUUAAGGCAUCCAUUCUCGAUCAGCAAUUGUUAUUGUAUAUAAAAUAUCUUACUUUUAUAUGGGAAUUAAGCAAUAUGUGUUACCAGUUUGUGAUUAUUAUUCAUAUAUUUGAAACACGAUAUAUGGGAAAGUAACCCCCAGAAAUAAUAUCUCAGUCUCUGAAACCUGACAUCAGGCCUUUGACUAUGAAUUAGUAGCAGUGACAGCAAGCACUAUGACCACUUGCUGACCCUGUCAGUUCCAUGGAUGGCUGGAGUGAAGUUGCCUUCACUACUGUAUAGCUGUUUAUUUUGUGAAUUAGUAUUAGAUAUGUAAUUAUAAAUGUAACGGGUCCAACCCAUUGUGCCUUACGAAUGAAGUGUGGUACAAGGGCUCGCUGAGUUAAGCGAUGAACAGAGAGAACCCGAUAGAGGGCGCAUUGGCGUCGGCAGAAGUGGACUCAGAUGCAUAAUCUUUAAGAGAGUUACAAGUGUUUUCCAUUACAGUUAGAAGCAUAGAGCUAAUACUUUUGUUAUAUCCACCUUUCAGGGGUGGAUAAAAAUGUAAUGAUUCUUUCAACGUGAAUUACUUAAUGAAGAUAACAUUUUAAGUUGUAAAUAUAGAAACCGCUGCAACACAGUCUUAUUUGUGCCUCGGGGAAGUCUCAGGGCGGCUGUUAAUGCGAUUAACUUCGCAUUUUAGCCACGCCGUUUGAAACCCAUUCAAGGCGGUGAAAAAGGCGCCCAUGGUUGUAAUUACUAUGUCACAACGUUAGGGUGCACUAUGCAAAUAGCAGGUCACGGCUUUUGGCAGUGUCAAAGGGGUUGUGGAGUGUGGACUUCAGGGUCAUGGUGACAACAUUUGAGUGCUUUGUUGUUUUGUUUCGUAUUUCAUGGGAAGGCUAAUAACAUGAUGAGGAUUUUCUUAAUUAGAACACCAGCUUUUCAGAGGUCACUCACAGCAGCCCCACCUAAUGAAAAUGUCACGACCCGCCACUGCUAUAAGUCAUCCACAGCACACACAUCCAGAGAGCUCUGUCCUCGAUAAUAUAUUUACGACUACACGACUAUCAAAUCAAUUUACAAUGUAAGUUAAUAGAAAAUACCUGAACGUAAUAUUGAGGGUUAAAUAUAUCAUAAUUCUGCAAGAUUCUGUAUACGCAAAUUGAUGGAUUGAUGGUUGCCAUAAAUAAACACUGGCUCAUAAAUUUGCGUGUCUGUGUCAUAUUCUCAUGUUGGCACAAACACUGCUAUAAACUCGUUCAUACUGCAGUGUGUCUCCCUGUAGCUAUCACCCUGGCUAAGUGAUUCCCGUUUUCCGCACUUUCUUGCAAUACCUUGAUAUGGGGUUAUAUUACUGAUGUCAUUCAUAUCUGCAAUAGUGGUGAACGGACUUCGCGUGCCUUGAUGCUUCCGUUUUAACGCAUAUUUCCUGCCAGUGUUACGUGAAUGGUGCAUGACUUAAAUGUUGUUUGCCUUGAAUGUGUUUGCUACUCCGUGUGUGCAAUGUUCAUCUGCUGUAUUUAUUUUUUUAUUCCACCAAGGUCCUCCACGCGUCAUGUAAAACAACUUAUGGCCGAAUGUUUCUUACUCAUGUCAACAAAUAAAAUCGAUUAAAUGAAAUCAUCACCAAUCUUU
This is a messenger RNA of Petromyzon marinus (sea lamprey), 4242 nucleotides long. The record is from RefSeq and is a predicted model, not a curated record. Lineage: Eukaryota; Metazoa; Chordata; Hyperoartia; Petromyzontiformes; Petromyzontidae.